Bacillus rossius redtenbacheri is the source of this 2262-nucleotide messenger RNA. RefSeq names its product peptidyl-prolyl cis-trans isomerase B. The record is from RefSeq and is a predicted model, not a curated record. Lineage: Eukaryota; Metazoa; Arthropoda; Insecta; Phasmatodea; Bacillidae. Gene Ontology annotation, molecular function: peptidyl-prolyl cis-trans isomerase activity. Gene Ontology annotation, biological process: protein peptidyl-prolyl isomerization; protein folding. The coding region runs from base 244 to 882 and encodes 212 amino acids. The transcript has 4 exons.
ACCGUAAAAUUUAAUGCCACACCGGUUGUUUAUACAAUGAGAUAAAACGGAAGAAAGAACUUCGGGGAACUUCGGGUGUGGCUCUCUCGUCUGUGAAAUGUAGGCUUCCCCUACUGAAGAGAAUAUUUGUUGGUGGUGUUUGAUUGGUUGGAAUUGGAAUGUGACAAUAAAUACUUGUGAUUGUGCCACGUUUACUGUCAUCCAAUAUUUGAUCCUGUGAGAGACUGCGAAAACAUCACAAACAUGGUUUUACUAGGUCUGGGAAAUUUUUUUACAUUUUUUGGACUAAUAACUGUUAUCAACUGCAGUGGUGGAACAACAGAUGGGAAGAAAGGUCCAAGAGUAACACAUAAGGUGUAUUUUGACAUAAAGAUCGGCGAUGAAGACGCGGGGAGGAUCGAGAUCGGGUUGUUUGGGAAGACAGUCCCGAAGACGACGGAGAACUUCUUCCAGCUGGCCCAGAAGCCGGACGGGGAAGGCUUCAAGGGCAGCAAGUUCCACCGCGUCAUCAAGGACUUCAUGAUCCAGGGGGGCGACUUCACGAAGGGGGAUGGCACCGGAGGUCGCAGCAUCUACGGGGAGCGCUUCGAGGACGAGAACUUCAAGCUGAAGCACUACGGAGCGGGGUGGCUGUCCAUGGCGAACGCGGGCAAGGACACCAAUGGCUCGCAGUUCUUCAUAACCACGAAGCAGACCCCGUGGCUGGACGGGAGGCACGUUGUGUUUGGCAAAAUCAUCAAAGGAAUGGAUGUUGUGCGGAAGAUAGAGGCCAGCAAGACAGACGGUCGUGACCGGCCCGCGAAGGAUGUCGUGAUAGCCGACUCUGGCGCGGAGGAACUUGCAGAGCCCUUCUCCGUGUCCAAGGAUGAUGCCACGGAAUAAGCAGCGAGAGAUGCUGGGUUCCGAGAAGUGGGAAGAGUAUUCAUGUGCUCGUCAACCCGAAUGGAUGCUCUCGUUUUCAUUGUACAACUCGUAAUUUUGUAACGUCCAUAGCUGUUCUGUGUGGUCUCUCAUCAGGCUACAGAUUUUUUUUUAAUUUAGAAAACUGCAAUAAGGUUGAAUUAAUACCGUGAAAAUGCCAGGGAAACAAACAUUUCUUUGCUACAUGUACGCACAACAUAGGUUUGAACGAUCCCUGGCUGUUUUGAUCUUUCGGCCGAUUCAUAUCAAUCUUCUGGAAGCAGCAUGGUGUAGAGUGAUCCCAGGUGACUUAGAUCAUGCCCUCGUAUAAUCAUACUUCUGAAGUAGGAGUUGUGAGGGAAAAUCAUCACCAUAUUGGUUUAAAAAGAACCAAGAGCACUUAACCUAAUAUUUAGGGUGCUAGCUAAAAAAAAUAAUACAGUUCAAGCAUUAUUUACAGUUAAAACUUACAAUAGACAGGUAUGUAAUUAAAGUGAGGGAAAAAACAAGUUAUGUCUGUCUUAUUUGGUUUUCGUUCGUAAAUAAGUGUCUAAGCUGUUCGUUCAGCAUUAAGGGUGUUAUAAACACUUUCUUGACCUGGGUCAUUGCGCUCGUUGCUCUCCAUUUAUGAACUUAAAAAUACUGCUGAACUGGAAUGUUUCUGAAGAUUUCGCGAUAUUAAUACAUACCAAUAUAAAAUUUCUAUCUCCAUGCAGGUGGUGUUUUAAAAUGGCUUUAAUUGCAAAUGAUAAUUGUGCAUUUUUUUUAUUUGCUUCAAGAUUAGUCUUCUGCUGGGGGCAAAGUGAGAUCACAGAGGUUGUAAGUACUUGUGGACAAAAGUUACAAGGGUUUUUUUUCAUCACAGUUGUCUUAAGAAAAUGUUUGAAAAGCAAGUAAAGUGAUUUUUUAUUAUGUGAUUGUGGGGAAACCUUUUCACAGACGAGAGAGCCAAACACCCGAUUAGGCAUCUUCCGUGGGGGAAGGGGGGGGGGGGGGGAAGGGUGUUUGGUUCAUUGUAAAUGUGUUGAUAAAAGGAUACUAAUGGUCAAUUAGGUUGGGUUAGCUACAUUAUAAAUACUUUAAAAAAUUGUGGACAGUUGAUUUGGUUAGGAUAGCUACAUUAAAGAUAUGGAAAAAAAAAAGUGAGUAUGAACUUCGGGGAACUUCGAAUGUGGCUCUCUCGUCUGGGAAAUGAAGGCUUCCCGUGAUUGUGCUUUAGACAUAUAACAUUACCUUGGGGUUCAUCAUGCAAUGUGAAGGGUUUAUCAGCCGCUGUUAACAUUCAAUAUUUUUUCUUCCAAAUAAGGGAUAUGGUACCUAAGCUGGUGAAAAAUUGUUAAAAUAAAAUUUUCUUAACUCAAA